AUGACUUCUGAAGGAGAAGCUCGUACCUGUGUCGCUCCACGGAGCGUAUGGGGCUUACCCACUUCCUCAAAACGCGCUCUACUUAUCCAUGGCAUGAGCUGCUCGUCACACGGCAUGAUCCACAUUGCUGAGAAGCUCGCCGAACAUGGCUACUAUGUCAUUGCUCCAGAUCUACCUGGUCAUGGCAUUGGCUCCCGUGCAGACACCUACACAUGGGCGGACUACGACAAGGUCAUGGUCGCGCUAUACCACGAGGCGACGUACGAUCUCGUCGUCGGCUUCUCUUGGGGAGCCGUCCUUGCUCUCCGAGUUCUCGACCAACUUCCAACCCCGUAUCACGAGCGCAGUCAACGGACGCGCGUCGUUCUCUUGGAUCCUCCUACAUGCAUCAGCGAGGAGACGCAGAACUUUUACUACGGCAUGUUCAGUACUGUCGCCAGGAAUCCGCCCAAGCCCGAGUUCUACUUGGAGAAGUUUCCGCGGUGGACAAAGAAGGACGCAGUCCUGCAGAUCAUGGCGAAUGAGCUCUGCGACCCGCUACUUGUUGACCACCUCCUUCACAAAUGGGACCACGAAGAGCAUCUCGCCAGCAUACCGUCAUGCGUCGAGCCGAUCUUCCUUCUCGGUGACCCCGAAGCAGGCGGGCAUUGUGGCUUGAAGGAGCUUGAGCCCUACCCGCAGUACGAGAGGAGGGUCGUUAAGGGCUCUUCUCACUGGCUUCCGUACGACGCCCCAGACGAGGUUGUUGAGACAUGCAUUGCACCGGGGAAGACGAUCACCGCUCAGUCUUAG
This is a messenger RNA of Coniophora puteana RWD-64-598 SS2, 792 nucleotides long. RefSeq names its product alpha beta-hydrolase. The transcript has 4 exons. Lineage: Eukaryota; Fungi; Basidiomycota; Agaricomycetes; Boletales; Coniophoraceae. The coding region runs from base 1 to 792 and encodes 263 amino acids. The record is from RefSeq and is a predicted model, not a curated record.